GAGAGUGUGAAAUUGAAAAUCUGAAAACUCCUGCACAGCAGCAGAUCAUAUUGGCUCAGUGGCUUGAUAAACAAUCAGUGCAUUUCCUGUCUUACACACAGGAGAUAAGAAAUUCUUGAUCACAGCAGUCACCUGAGGCAGUAGACUAUGGGAUAUAGUGUGACAUUCUCUUCAUGUCCAUAUUCAGGUCCUGUAGACCCAAGAAUCACGUCACAUCACGUCAUUUUAAUACUGAAGGACCCCAAAUAUACAGUAAAGACCCCUCUGGAAAGAUUCUGUGUUACUGUAUUAUGUUACCAAUUUAGUAUAGUUGGGAAGAGUAAAUCAAGAUUCAAUUCUAUACAGUCCCUGAAUGGGAUUAUUGUUACUGGUUUUACUAAAUUAAAGUGAUAUGUACUGUAGCAAUGAUUCAUUUUAACACUCUUUCCAAACUUCUCUACUGAGGGUAAUUUAAUCCAGUUUGAUACGAGGCACCUGUGAAAUACAGAAAACAAGAAAACUAAUUAGUAACAAAAAUUAGGUGAAAAGAAUGAUAAGAAAAGCAUCUAACGAAAGAAAAGAGAAAAUACAUGCAUUGUGAAAGUAAAAAGGGGCACAUGUAAACGUUAGUUCAUUAACCCAUUGAAACAAACAAAAAACGGUGAUGGUAUUAACAAGUGUGGGAAAAUAAAGUAGAAUGUGAGAACCAGAGACAGGAGGGGAAAUGGACAGAAUGGGAGAGGCAGCAGGAAAAGGAAAAUGUGAUUUAGGUACAAGUGGAGUAGAGGCAGGGCUACAGUGUUGAGUGAUGCAUAGUGAGGGGUUUCAGUAAUCUGAUUAUUUGAUGUAACUGACACGAUGAUUACAAAUAAAGUAGUCGUGAACUGCCAGUAUUUGAUGCACAGGUCUAAUCUCUGUGACAGAGAGAAGAAUGAAAGGAAGGAGGGAGGAAGUGGUGAAAAAGAGGCAGAAGGAACCGUAGAGACGAUAGUGGAGAACAGAGGAAAAUGGAUUCCAGCCUGACAGCAACAUGAACACAAGCUGGUAGAGGAUGAGUUUCUGGAAGGCUGAUGCAGCCACCAGCUUUCUGCGUGCAGCUCGUUCAGGGAACCUGGACAAGGCUCUGGAUCACAUCAAGAAUGGAAUCGCCAUCAACACAGCUAAUCAAAAUGGUCUCAACGGGUUACACCUGGCCUCUAAAGAAGGUCACGUCAAAAUGGUCCUGGAGCUACUACACUCUGGCAUUGAGCUGGAAACCACCACCAAGAAAGGGAACACGGCUCUCCAUAUCGCAGCACUGGCAGGGCAGGAGAAAGUGGUGGCUGAGCUUGUCAACUAUGGUGCCAACGUUAAUGCCCAGUCACAUAAAGGGUUCAGUCCUCUCUACAUGGCAGCACAGGAGAAUCACUUAGAGGUGGUCAAGUUCCUGCUCGAGAACGGUGCCAAUCAGAGUCUCCCAACUGAGGAUGGCUUCACUCCCCUGGCAGUAGCUCUCCAGCAGGGCCAUGAAAAUGUUGUGGCACUGCUCAUCAACUAUGGCACCAAGGGCAAGGUCCGCCUCCCUGCACUGCACAUCGCUGCGCGAAACGACGACACACGCACCGCUGCAGUGCUCCUGCAGAACGACCCCAACGCUGAUGUUCUCAGCAAGACUGGUUUCACACCUCUCCAUAUUGCAGCCCACUAUGAGAAUAUGAGCGUAGCCCAGCUGCUUCUAAACAGAGGAGCCAAUGUAAACUUCACCCCCAAGAAUGGCAUCACGCCCCUUCAUAUAGCCUCCAGGAGGGGCAAUGUGAUGAUGGUCAGACUACUGCUGGACAGAGGAGCACAGAUUGAUGCCAAAACUAAGGAUGAGCUGACUCCUCUUCACUGUGCAGCCAGGAAUGGUCACGUUCGCAUCCUUGAGAUCCUGCUGGAACACGGUGCUCCCAUCCAGGCUAAAACCAAGAAUGGUUUGUCCCCCAUCCACAUGGCAGCUCAGGGGGAUCACAUGGACUGCGUCAGGCAGCUACUGCAGUACAACGCUGAGAUUGAUGAUAUCACACUGGACCAUUUAACCCCUCUUCAUGUAGCAGCUCACUGUGGUCACCAUCGGAUGGCCAAAGUCCUACUGGACAAGGGGGCCAAAGCCAAUGCACGCGCUCUAAAUGGCUUCACACCUCUCCAUAUCGCUUGCAAGAAGAACCACAUGCGGUCCAUGGACCUGCUGCUGAAGCACUCUGCUUCCCUAGAAGCUGUCACAGAGUCUGGUCUCACUCCUCUUCAUGUAGCAGCAUUCAUGGGCCAUCUGAACAUAGUCAAGAACCUGCUCCAGAGAGGAGCUUCACCUAAUGCUUCCAAUGUGAAAGUGGAGACUCCCCUCCACAUGGCAUCCAGAGCAGGACACUGCGAAGUUGCUCAGUUCCUGCUGCAGAACGCAGCACAAGUAGACGCCAGGGCUAAGGAUGACCAGACACCCCUACACUGUGCGGCCCGUAUGGGCCACAAGGAGCUUGUCAAGCUGCUCCUCGAGCACAAGGCCAACCCAGACUCGGCUACAACCGCGGGCCACACACCUUUACACAUCGCUGCACGUGAAGGACAUGUCCACACUAUUCGAAUCUUGUUGGAUGUUGGGGCACAGCAGACCAAGAUGACAAAGAAAGGCUUCACUCCCCUCCAUGUGGCCUCUAAAUAUGGGAAGGUGGACGUGGCUGAGCUCCUCCUGGAGAGAGGAGCCAACCCUAAUGCAGCUGGGAAGAACGGUCUGACACCCCUUCAUGUGGCCGUCCAUCACAACAACCUGGAUGUUGUUAAACUCCUGGUCAGCAAGGGAGGAUCUGCACACAGCACUGCCCGAAAUGGCUACACUUCCCUGCACAUAGCAGCCAAGCAGAACCAGAUGGAGGUGGCCAGUUGUCUGCUGCAGAAUGGGGCAACACCCAAUGUCGAGUCCCACCAAGGCAUCACGCCCCUUCACCUGGCUUCACAGGAGGGACGGCCCGACAUGGUGGCCCUGCUCAUCUCCAAACAGGCCAAUGUAAAUCUGGGAAACAAGAAUGGAUUGACCCCUCUGCAUCUUGUGGCUCAGGAAGGGCAUGUGGGAAUCGCUGACACAUUGGUCAAACAAGGAGCCUCCGUUUAUGCUGCUUCACGGAUGGGCUACACACCCCUUCAUGUGGCCUGUCACUAUGGCAACAUCAAGAUGGUGAAGUUCCUUCUGCAGCAGCAGGCUCAUGUGAAUAGCAAGACAAGGAUGGGCUACACCCCUCUGCACCAGGCAGCUCAGCAGGGCCAUACCGAUAUUGUCACCCUGUUGUUGAAACACGGAGCCCAGCCCAAUGAGAUUACUUCGAAUGGGACAUCUCCCCUGGGUAUUGCUAAGCGGCUGGGUUACAUCUCUGUCAUUGAUGUGCUGAAACUGGUUACCGAGGAGUCGGUCUCCGCGAUCACUACAGAGAAGCAUCGGAUGAGUUUUCCCGAGACAGUUGAUGAGAUUUUGGAUGUUUCAGAGGAUGAAGGGGUUGCCCAGCUAACGUUAGGAGAUGAGUUGCUCGGGAUGGAUGGAGCACGCUAUUUGAAGCUUGAUGACUUCAAGGACCAGGAUGAUGACUUCCUCUCCCCGAAGAAGACCCUUAGAGACUUUGAGGGUGGCAUGGGUACCACGCCAUAUUCUCCUGCAAUUCCCAGGAUCCCUUGUGUGUCCCCAGAGACUGUACUACUGGAUCAGCACACCCCCAUCCCCCUGCCAAAGGAGUACGAUGAAGACUCUCUUAUUCCGAGCAGUCCGGCUACAGAGACCUCAGAUAACGUCAGCCCUGUUGCCAGCCCUAUUCACACCGGCUUCCUGGUGAGUUUCAUGGUGGAUGCUCGAGGAGGCUCCAUGCGAGGCAGCAGACACCAUGGCCUGCGAGUCAUCAUUCCUCCUCGAACCUGCGCUGCACCAACACGCAUUACCUGUCGUCUGGUCAAACCUCAGAAACUGACCACACCUCCUCCGCUGGUGGAGGGGGAGGGGCUUGCUAGCCGUAUCAUCUCCCUAGGACCAUCCAGUAUGCAGUUCCUUGGGCCGGUAAUAGUGGAAAUCCCACACUUUGCCUCACUGGGUCGAGGGGACCGAGAACUUGUGGUCCUCCGCAGUGAAAACGGCUCGGUCUGGAAGGAACACCGCAAUCGCUAUGGUGACGAAGUGCUGGAAACUAUUCUGAAUGGCAUGGAUGAAGACUUGGAGAGUCAUGACGAGCUGGAGAAGAAGAGAAUCCGUCGGAUCAUCUCCACUGACUUCCCCCUGUACUUCGCUGUGGUCUCCCGCAUUCAGCAGGAGAGCGAUCUGAUCGGUCCGGAGGGCGGCCGGCUGACCAGUAAGCUGGUGCCCCAUGUAGAGGCUAUCUUCCCUGAUACGGCCGUCACCAAGAGAGUGAGACUGGGACUGCAGGCACAGCCAAUUCCUGAUGAACUGCUGACUCGGCACCUUGGUAACCAGGCGACCUUCAGCCCAGUGGUUACCAUCGAACCACGCCGACGCAAAUUUCACCGUCCAAUUGGGUUGCGCAUCCCUUUGCCACCAUCCUGGAGGGAGAGUCCUCGAGAUGCUGGGGAGGGUGAUACCACCAGCUUACGCCUCCUCUGCAGUGUCAUUGGUGGCACAGCACCAGCUCAGUGGGAGGACAUCACUGGAACCACCAAGCUGAUGUACGCCAAAAACUGCGCCAACUUUACCACCAAUGUUUCUGCAAGAUUCUGGCUGGCAGACUGUCCACGCACGGCAGAGGCAGUGACCUUUGCCAAUUUGCUAUACCGAGAACUGAUGUCCGUUCCAUAUAUGGCCAAGUUUGUUAUUUUUGCCAAGAUGAAUGAAGCGCGUGAGGGACGCUUGCGUUGUUACUGCAUGACAGAUGAUAAGAUGGACAAAACACUGGAGCUGCAUGAAAACUUCACCGAAGUGGCCCGCAGUCGAGACAUUGAGCUGAUGGAGGGCAUGCCGCUGCACCUGGAGUGUUCUGGGAACCUGGUGCCCAUCAGGAAGGCCACCCAGCAGCCUCGCAGUUUCAGCUUCCAGGCCUUCAGAGAUAACAGGCUGCCUGUCUCUGUCAAGGUCAGAGAUAGUAACAAGGACGCCGCUGGGUUUUUGUCUUUUCUGCGGAAGUGCACCAAGUACGAGGACACACAGCACGUACUGUGUAACCUUAACAUAACCAUGCCACCAUGUGUCAAGGUUAUUGGAAGUGAGGAACGCAGGCGAACCUUAACCCCCCUCGCCCUGAGGGAACGCUAUAGUGCACUGAAUGAGCCUGGUGUGGCCACAGUGAAUGCCAUGGAGAGGACUGAGAUCAAGAUCAACAUCAUAUCUGAACAGCUGGGUUUGAGCUGGGCAGAAUUGGCACGUGAGCUUCAGUUUGGUGUGGACGACAUUAAUAGGAUCCGUGUGGAGAAUCCCAACUCCCUGUUGGACCAAAGCUCUGCCCUGCUCAACCUGUGGGCCAGCAGAGAAGGCAAAAGGGCCAAAAUGGAGAGCCUGUACACCGCUCUGAGAAACAUUGAUCGUGCAGACAUCGUAACCUCUCUGGAGGGUCAGGCUCCACAGCCAGCACCCGGUUCUUCAGAGGAGGGUGCCUGUCGUCUCAGCGACCGCGACUCCACCCUGCUGUCCCCCAGUGUCAUCAAUGAGGUCACGGACACAAGGCCACCGCGCCUAGUGCGCAAGCCACGAGUUAUUAGACCCCCGUUUUUCAGAAGGGGUUAUGGGCUGGUGCAGGAGGAGCUGCUGUCCCCGGCCUCCAUGCAGUACAGCUUGCCCUCUCCGCUGGGCAUAGAGCCCUACUGGCAGGAAGUUUCCAGCCUCGAGUGCGCGCCUAUCGCCACCACCGAGGAAGACACAUUAAUGGAGAUGUCGGACGUUCAGGUGUGGCCAGCAGGGGUCAGCCCCUCGCUGGUUACAGUGGAGGACUCAUCACUAGAGGGCAGCAGUCGGGCUGACGACUCAGAGGGCGCCACGCUCUCUCUUCCCUGCAGCUUGGGUCGCCCAAGCAGCGGAGCCAGCGGGGCGAGCGGCUCCAUCAUGGAGCUAGAGGAGGAGGAGGAGGAGGAGGAAGAGGAAGGGGAGGUUGAGGAGGAGGAGGCGCCACAGGAGCCAGCAACUGCACUGGCAGAAAGGGACAGGGUGAGGGCCAGUGGCGCUGUUCCCAAGGUCAACCUAAACGGCCAGCUGGGAGGUCAGAGGUCAGAUGGGAGGAGAGGGGAGGCCCUCGCAGCAGGAGGAGGAGCAUAUGGUGGUGGAGGUGUAGGGCUGGGUUCAGUGGAAGGGAUUUCUGUUGUUGCAGGCCAGCAGGUGUAUGCCCAGCGGUGUGAGAUGUUGGGACUGAGUCGGGCUGCGGAGCACAAUGGAGAUAACCGAGUGGUGGGAGGCGGAGCAUUUCAACCCUACUUACCAGACAGGGACUCCCUGCAGGGCUGGGUGGGCUCGGUGUCAUCAGGACAUGACGACAGGCUGCCAGGCUUGCGCGUGGCCCAGGAGGCUCUGUUGACUCCGGUGUGUGACACGGGUUACUCUCAUGUGCUGCGUGGGCGCCUCCUGCAGGGCACGCAGCCCUUUGACAGGGGGCUGGGCUUCUCUCACCAGGAAACGGGCCAACAUGCUUGGGAACAGGAGCAGAGGCGGGGCCAGAGGGAGGAGAAAGAGGACUAUGCUGCUGAGGCGCAGUUUGUUUCUGAACACGGAAACGUGCUUGCUCGAAAGGUGGGGGUGGAUGUGAGAAAGGGCGCUCAGUCAGUGCAGCGCACCAGUCUGCGGAGAGUUAAACACUGAAAUACACAUACUACCCAGUCCUCCAGGACCGGAAAGCCACUGCCAAACCAUCCUCCACAAAAACACAACCAGACCGCAGAGGAAAAUGAGCAAGUGAGAAGAGGAAGAGUAAGACAAAGACUAAGAAGUGCAAACUACAAAAUGACAAACACAGAAUCAUCCUCAACGUGUGACUAUGGAGCACCACAAAAUACAAGAGAAACAGAGACAGAGGGGAAAAAAGAGGAGUUCAACUUGUAGUUUUAUAACAUUUGUAAAGAAAAAUAUCAACUAGACUAAGGCAUGAUGAUUCUUUCUUUUUUCUUUUUUUUACAAAAAAAACCAUAAAUGUCAGUAAAACAACCAAGAAAAAAAAGCAACAAAAAGUGCUUCCUGUGAACUGUAAUCGCAUGAUGACUGCUGGUGCAUGCCCUUUGACCUUUUGAACUGUCAUUAUCUACAAACUGAAGGGGUACAAGGUACGGGGCUGGCCCACACUUGGGCCACAGGCCAUUUUAAGGACCUUAAACCCCCCAACUGGAGUGGCAAGCAAGUUGAGUCCAAUAACUACAGCCAAAAAAAAAAGUCCCUCAAUGGAUGGUUCUGUAUACAGCUAAGCCUCUGCUGAGCCUACCAAUGUUUCUUUCACUGGACCCUUUCCCCUAUUAUUCUCAAUGUGAUAUAUGCACUCUAUGCUACGUGGACAUGUGUCAGUGUGUGUAUGUGUGCGUAUGUGUGUGUGUAUUCUUCUCUACCGCAUGUGUUUCUUGCUUAUGGCUUGGCGCUGAGCCCUGCCUCAUGAUUGGCUCGCUGCCCCUGUGAUGUCAUGGCUUGCUCAGUGCUGGAAGGAGAAAGCCGCUGUGCUCCUCUGCUGGUGAGUGUUCCUGUCUGCGUGUGUUAACGUCUUUUCCUUUGUGGAUGAAGCUUCUUUCUUGUUAUUCGUUCCUGAACCACCUUGGUCCACCUUGGUUUCAAGCAUUGUUUAACCUUGGUAGGGAGCUGAAGCUCUUUCACCCCCUCAUGUUUCCAGGGAAAAUGUGUUUUUCAGACAACGGGAAUGUUUUCUUUGGAAAGGGGUUGGUUGCUUGAUUGCAUUGUGCAGCAGCUCUAAAACACAAAGAUUGACACUUUCCUCCCUCGUGACCUUUUCUACCUUCUUCCGUCAUUUCUCCCAGUAGCACACAUCAUCUUGAUUCACAGUCUUUAUUAGUAGCCUCAGUCAAUAUGCAGUAAAAUCACAGGCCUCUCUAUCAGCAACUAUAGCUACUCCAUCUAAUGUUAAAAACUUUGUGUGUGCUCUUUCUUUAUCUGUUUGCAGCGACUGUAGGGCCUCAGUGUCAAAUUCCGGUUCAUUCAAUUGAAGCAAAGCGAAUGAAGCGGAGAAAUCAUGGAGGAUCUGAUUCAUGUGAGGAUGUAGUGAUUUGGAGGAUUUCUAGUUAAAUGGUAGCAAGUGUAAAAUAGCAUGAUGCUACUACAACAUAUGAUUGUGAUGGGAACUGUGCAGCGAGGACAGACAGGUAGCACUGUGAUUGUCUUAUUAACACUGACCCCAGACUCGUGAACUGUGAAGACACACAAACAUUCAUAUAUACGAACAAAAGCACACCCACACAUACAUGCGUAUACACACACAUAAUCCGAAACACAUUACGUCAUUGAAUAAUUAAUGCCUGGUCAGAGUGUCAGAUCAUUUUUGGAGUUUGCUACAGCAAUAAUACUUAACUUAAGGAUUUGAAACUGAAAGGUGUAAAUGACUGAACUCCUCAGUGAAGACAGAAACUCCAUCUGGACGGACAGCAGUCGGGUUUGACAUUGGGCAGCUGUGCUGCAUCUGACUGGUUCCAUCGACCCUUAUGUGAAUGAGUCAGAGAGGAUACACGGAUGCAAGAUCAGAUGACUCAUCUGUAGCAGUGUGGGACUGUGGAGGCCUGAGAGGGCUUGUUUGUUUUUCAGCACUUAACGUAGCAAAAUAUAAACCAGGAUAUGUUAACUUAAUACACUGAUACCUGUUAAAGAGUCUGCUGCUGCCGUAAGGUGGAAACCGCCUAACUCUAAUUUUCUCCUAAUUUUCUUUUUCUUAGUAAUUGAAGUUGUAGUUGUUAGUGUUUCACAAUGUUCAAAAAUACACUGGCACCACUGUAAACCACCUAUUGUUCUCUUCAUCUCUGAAACACUUACUUUAUGCAGAAACCUGACGGCAGCACUAUGAAGGGGUCAUAUCAUAGUAGCACACAUUUCCUGGAAAUCAAAACACAAUAUUUAAGUACUGUAAAUGCUACUGUAGCCUGAAUGAGUGAGACACUGAAUGAAUGAAUGAACACAUUAGUUACACAUCUCACAAAUGCACAUAUUUUCCAUGCCCAGUCCAUGUACAUGAGAGCCUCAUCCGAUAUAGCACAUGUUUAUUACAUAUCACAUGUUUUCCGCUGUUACUCCACUCAGGUUUUCAGUUCUGCUCUGUCAGAAUCAAAAUGUUUCAGUUUUUAAGUUCUGAGUCCUCCUCUCAAAGACGAUUGCGAUUUUUUUGGGGGGGGUGUAUGAAGCAGGAUGGUUUGAGUGUAAGUGUGUUUUGUGUGUGUGUGUGUGUGUGGUGGGGAGCUCUUUGAUUCAAUUAAGACCAAAAAAAGACACUAACCACUCAGUUCUUUGCCCUGUACAUGCAAAUUUGCGUGGAGAGGCAAAAUGACAACGGACGCCUCUGUUGGUUGUGUUUAUCCUAAUUCAUUUUUAAGAGUGAUGAACAGAAAUGAACCAUGCAGCAUUUCUCCCUCUACAAAGAAGUACACCAAGUUGAACAAGACUGUUUCAUUUAAUGAAUGUAAAACAAAUUUUCCUUCAUUGUUUGCAGUUUCCUGUGGGCUUCUAGACAAAACACAGUCCUUACAGUGUUUUAUUUGAGUUAACUUUUUUGACCCAUUCUGUAAUCAAGGCUUUAAUUCUGAGCCUUGAAUUCACCCACCAGAGAACAAACAAGACCCCCUCUCUUUUUAUUUACACUGUGUCUAAAUGCUUAACUUGCAGGAUUGAUGAGGUUUACAGCUUUUGGAUGAUGGAGGCCAGUGACUCCCUCAAUCUCUGAAGUGACUCACUCUUUCUGUUAAUGUAUUAGUCUCUAUUUAACAUCUUGUACUGUAUCAGCACAAGAAAGAGGUUGAAUGUAGGCAUUUUAAAGAAAAUAAAUGACUUAAUCGUAUGUUAAAUUCAUAAUCCUUAAGAUUUUCAUCAUGUCAAACCCCAGUUUUGACACGCUUCAUAGCAUUUUCUUUGCAACAGCCAUUCAAUGUAUACGCAUGGGAAACUGCCUCUCUACAAUAUAUACAGUAGUAGUUUUCAUUUUUAGUGGCGGAGUCCGUCUUUCCCUUGUGGGACUUUGCAUAGAACCCACGCAAAAAGGAUUCACAGGAGACAAUGCUUGUACGUGCUGGACGUGAUGCAGAAGACAAAAAUAGACGUACCUCAAGUAAUUUGCGAGACAACAUUUGAUCAGUUUUACCGAGUCAGAUGACACAGUUGACUGCCUUUUUCCCGCUUAAUCUUAUCAGUUUGUUUGGUUCUCUUUAAAUAGAUACACAAGUUGCCACCAAGGCCAGAGCUACCAUUAAAACUGUGUGUUGUGAAAGUUCUGAAACUUAUUUAGAGAUCAUACAAUUGGAAAUUACACAAAUAACUAAAUGUAAGAAAAACCUUUUCUUUGGUAGAUAUUCAAAAAUGUAUGAGAGGGUAGGGUUUUGUUAGGGAAGAUAGGCGUAUUUCUAAAAUCCUGACUAUGGCCCUGGUAGCCUCUCAAAGCGUGAUAGCUGAUAACAAGUCAUUUCAAAUGCAACUCUGGGAGUUGUAUUAUUAAAACACACUUGUUACCACCAGUAACCACAGCUGUCGCCAAAUCAACCAAGACUAAGAUUUUAAGGAUUAUACCUUUAAUUUGGAGUCGUUAUCCCCUUGUUUAGCUUACAGUUAAAGACCAGAUAUUGAAUCCAGAGGAAAUGUACACUUAGCCACUGAGUGAAAUGAUGUAUUAAGUAGUUAUAUUUUGAUGGAAAUCUUCUGUCUCCACUCAGAGGUAGAAACAUAAAUUUGGAUUUGCAGUUUGAAUUAAACUAGUCAGUGAGCCUCUGCAAUAUGAUAAAUUCAACUCCACCAUGUUUGUGUUGUAUGUAAAGUGUGUGUGUGUGUGUGUGUAUGUAUGUGUGUGUGUGUGUGUGUGUGUGUGUGUGUGCUUGUGCUUGUUGGAUCAGGGGUAAGAAGAGAGAACGUUUUUACCGGGCUUGUGACUUGAGAGGACGUGUAACCUACGACGAUGUGUUUUUAAAAAAAAGAGUAUUGUAAAAUUUUAACUGUUGCAAAGAAUAGAGAUCACCUAUACUCCUUUAGAAUGGAUACAUGACAAUGUAAACGCAAUAUCAUAUUACUCUAUCCUAAGGAAUGCAACUGCGCACAUGCACAAAAAAAGAUGUUUUUAUGAAAAUAUAUGUAUAAAUAUAUGACAAAAUAUAUUUAAUUAGAAUGCUAUGCACCCUCAUAGAGUUGUUAUGGAUGUUCUUUAAGCAUUAUCUAGACUAGGCCAACACCCACAUCAUGGGGAAUGUAGAGGCUUUGUAGCUAUGACCACUUGUUUUCUUUUCUUUUGUAUUUGUCCUGGAGAGAGGAUAAACAAACGUGAAUAUGUAUACAAGCCUUUCAAUCAGAAUCAUUCUGACAUGAAGAUAUGUAUAGAUCAUCUUACCCUGUACACCAGCUCAAACCAUUUACAAGAAUUAAUAAACAAAGAUGUGACAUAAA
Molecule: messenger RNA, 11521 nt
Organism: Siniperca chuatsi (mandarin fish)
Lineage: Eukaryota; Metazoa; Chordata; Actinopteri; Centrarchiformes; Sinipercidae
Product: ankyrin-1-like
Exons: 44
Coding region: 1031-6763 (1910 amino acids)
Biological process (GO): signal transduction
Molecular function (GO): protein binding
Source: RefSeq, a predicted model, not a curated record